GUUGUAUUUAGUUAACGUGCACACUUGGAAUAUUGCCCUUUCUUGUCUAGUUUUUGCGACAGGAGACGUAAAGAAAGUAAACGGAGAAAAUGCCGUUUUUUCUGUGAAUGACCUGUCCGCAGCACAUAAGUGAGGUUACCGCUAUAUUAUCAAAGGGCCUAGGCGAACCAACAUGGACAUGGUAGUCCCGUGUAGGCCUCGAAGAUCGUCACGCUCAGGAAACGAUUUUACGGUAUCCUCCAAUGAGUUAGAUAGUUUAAGAAGACAUCCAGAGAAAGAUUCAGCUCUCUGUGAAAACAAGAAGUGCCCAUUCAGGUUAUGCUAGGAGCUCACAGCAACAUUUCAGCCCAGAUGAAUUGAGACACUUUAAUUGCUAGACCAUCACAAAGAUAACUUAGUAAUUGCUUAGUAAGUGCAAAAAACAAACGAUGAGAUGAGUCAUUGUAAGUGUAAAUUCUAACAUUUCAAGGAGCUAAAGUAACAUGACAUUAAUAGCAAUUGAAGAGGGAACUUCAGCAGCAAGUGAAAGCUAUCCAGGGUUUUAUGAUAUAAUUUUACCAAAUGACAGAACGUUCACUAAAAUUUGACCUGCAAUAGCGAAAUGAAUGAUACUUUCCAUGCGUAUCUCUUCUUUUUCUCACCCUUUUCAAGUCACCUCUCAAUUUCACAAACCUAUCCCAAUAUUUUUGUGUUUUGUUCCAAGAGAUGGUAAACUUUGGAACACUUUGCCCUCUUCUUGUCUGCCAGAUUGUUUUAACAUGUUUUAACACACUUAACAUGUCAAAACUUUGAGUCAGCAAACUUGAUAUCACUCCCCUCACUUCUCACGAUUGUCCCCUUAUUCCUUUUUAGGCUUGGCUAUAGGUCACAGGGCUUUCCAAACCGUUACCAAUUAAAGUAUAAUGAAAAAAGGGCAAUUCAUUUUCAGAGAUAAAAAUAAAUGACUGUGUUCAUGUUGUAGAUAAAUAACUCCACCAUGCUUCUUUGUUUUGCUUUUAAAAUAUGCAUUUUCCAAUUUUUGUUGCCAUAUAAACAGAAAUAAUGUUCAUUUGGCAUGGGAAAUCUUUUAUAACACUGUACAGGGUUUGUAGAUUCUUUAGGAAUUUCAAACCAAAUCAAUGUUGGAAAAAUGCCAAAUUAAGCCAAAAUGUAAAUGCAGCACAAUCACAGUUUUCAAGCUGUAAGCAAGCCUAGAAGCGCACAUUUUCUGUUUUGUCCAUAGACUGUUUUACCCAUAUGGCUUUACCCUUAUGUACUUCUCUUCCAGGCACUGCUGAGAAGGGGGGCCUGGGGGUGGCUAUAGCCCCCCACUUUUUACCAAAAUGCAAAAGCUUUACCAAUGAAUCUCUAAUCAAGCCACCUUUUAUUCGGUAUUAGAAUAAAAUUAUAAUAAUAAUCAAGCCUACUUUGUUUGAAGCCCCCCACUUUUCUCAACGCUCCCCCGUGCCUGUUUUCCCAUGACUUAAAGGUUUUCCAUUCUUGUAAGGACACUUGGAUAUUCUUCAACAGACCAACGGAACACAUUUUCAGGAUUUCCAGAUAACUUAGAGCAAUGUGCAGGCUCGUGUUUUAGUACAUUAAAACUAAACAAUUGGGGAACAAAUGAAUAAUUAUCACAGUGCUCCCCUCCUCUUAUUGUCCCAAACCCUGCUUCAGAGGAGAACAAAGGAACAACCAAGUGAUAAUUGAACAGGGUGUAUCAAUUCCCAGAUUUUUAACAAAGUGUCAAGAACACAGAAAAAUAAUGAUUGACUGUUUCAGUGAUAAAGAUGUGAUGGCUAAAGAUAGAAGGGAGGAAACAAAAAAAACAAUACAAAUGGCCAUGUUUUUGGGAAAAUGUCAAAAUUCAGCCAAAUAAUACUUGGACCAACCAAUAAAAUCUAGGAUCGAAUACAAAAUGCUGACGUCAAAUACCCUAGGUUAUUGUUUUCAACAGAUUUAGAAAAAUUUUGUGAACAAAUGGAGGACGUAGCUAGCCGGGGAGAGUAGGGGGGCGUAACACCCCCAAUAUUUCAAGAAUUCAUCGGUAAACCUUCAGUUUGUCUACAGAAUCCUUAGUUUGUCGGUAAAAUCGUCUAUCAGUUGGUGAAGUACUACCUAAAUUCUUCUCCAUCUAUGAAAUUUUUCUUGCGGUGACCCUCCAACCCCCUAGUUUGAAAGGUCAAGCGAUGCCACUGCCAUCUGUCCUCUUUUCUAGUAACCCGUAAAUGGUAUUUGUUAUUUAGGUGCUUCUAGAUGGGAUCAGGAUGUAAUUGCUGCGUAUGCAUCUUAUGAUUUACUUUCAUAUACCUCACCUAACCCUAUUUUGAAAUUCCCUUCUUGUGUCAACUUGUAUUGAGCGUAUAUUGAAAGUAAGUGUAAAUUUCGCGCUUGUGUGGCACGUUUUUUAUGAGCGGUAUAAAAAGUAUGAGGAUGAGAGCGUUAAGUCAGCUACGUAUGUGAAGCAGGUGUCUAGGAGCCGAUCUUACAAAAAUGCUUGUCGACAGUUUCGUCGUAAAAUUGUCAAACAUGCUUGUAUCAAUAGGCGUGGACGACCCCUUUUUUUUAAAUAAAAAGUCUGUUACUUGGUGGAAUGAUAACAUUGUAUUCACACAGUCCGUGAGCACAGGUGCCCUUUUGCGAAGGAAAUAUCCCCGUCUGAGGAAAUCCUGGUUAACAAACAAUCCUGUCUUAAGUCUAGGAUGAAGAUAACGUGCUGCAGACUACACCAAAGAAAACCUUCCCAAAGAACUUCAAGUUUAUUGGAAUUUUCCUGCUUCACAGUCAGGCCCGUCGCUAGCAAUGGUACUCAAGCGUGGUUUCAAGGGCCCAUUUGCUGAUAAAGUGAAUGAGCCAUCCUUUACUUACCGAUAAGUCUGAAAAAUUUUCCGACUACACUCUUUUUUAAUAAGAACAAUUUUAUGAGAACACGAGCCUCAAAAUUGGUUAGAAGUUCAGAAUAAACUAAGAACAAGCUGAGGCUGAGCUACCGUAAAAUGCAAUUUUGAACAACGUUUUAUCUCUAAAAUGAGGAUUUUUAGCCAUGUCUGGGAGCUGUUUUGGUGAAUAUUUAAAAAUGGCGGCGAAUGAAAGUUGUCUCACUCACUUUGUUGGCAAAUGAGGCCUGAACACCUUCCUAGAGCCAAAAAGCUAACAAUUGCAUUGCUUAUACGCUACCAAUUUAAGAACAAAUUAAGAACAAUCCAGCUUCAGAUUUUCGAAAAAGUUAAGAACAAUCAGCCUGAAUUCAAAUUUACUGGUUCUUAUGAAUGAAAGAGUGUGAGCACCCUUAAAUGGCAGAAAACUUCUCGUUUUUGCAACGGAAUUUCUUUACGAAGGGGUGUCACACCCUCAUGCCUUCUUUAGGAACGGCCUUAUUGACAGGUUUUUAAGUGUCUGAAUUGAUCAUAAAGGUGCCAAAAUAGUCUGUCUUUAGGGGGCAAAAUUUACCUUAAGUAUCAAAAGUUUGCCCGAAUUCAUGAGAAAUGAGGCCAAGACAAUGUGUAACAGGUAUAAAGCACAAUGCCAAGCGAAAUGCAUGGGAGACUAAAAUAAUACCAUUAUCUUAUUCAUUUUCAUAUAUUGAUAAGGAAAGGGGAGGCCAUUUUUACUAAUUUGCUGUGCCUUCCGAAAUAACACUCAUCAUAUCUCGACAAAUAGCCACGACCUUCUGUUUCUGUAUCCUACGUUAAGUUGAAACCAAUGUAUCCCACAUUUCACUCAGUUUCUACUAACUUCCCAAAUAAACACCCGAAGUAUCUCACAGAUGAUGAGGCUUUUGUUCAAAAAUGGCAAUUUGCCUUCAACUGAAAAUUAUAUUUGCGUUAACUGGCAAAUUGACUGACUGCAAAUAGGAGCCCUUUUGCACCAAAUAUCGCUAACAUAUUUUUUAUUUAAUGUUGGUUUAUUCACUUUAUUUAGUGUUGGUUUACAAAAUACUAGCUAAUAAACAGCUAAUUAACACCAACUUGUAAAAAUAACAAAUAUAAUUAAGAAAAAAUCGUGAUUUUUACAAGUGUGCAUAGUCUACACGAGCAAGUAAGAUCCGUCUGUUUAAUUUUAGCUUUGAAUACUUUACAAUUUUCUGUCGAUCGAAUGUCUAACGGUAUAGAAUUCCACAAUUCAUUACAUCUAUAGGAUAUUGUAUCUAGUCCAUAAGUAACAGUGUUCGGCUCUUUUGUAUAAACGAUUGGUUUCGUAAAUUAUAUGCAAGUUCAUUCAACUGAAAUAUCUCUUUCAUGAAUACUGGAUUUAAGCUAUUUACUGUUUUGUAUAUUUCUAUUGCUAGUAGUUGUAAGUUCUUUUGAUGUAUCCUGACAUCAUUUUUUUGUGAGAGAAUAUUUUCAAAGCUCGAUUCAAAAUCAUUAUUAAUGACCGAAAUUGAACAGCACAUGUUAAACAACGCUGUAGAGGGCAAAGUACCAGUGAUCUGCUCUGGAGAAAAUUUAUCGAUGAAAUUUUCCAUAGGACCACAUCCUUUAAGUAACCUGGCACAGCAUCUUGAAUGAAAAUGAAAUCAAUAAUUAAAUUUAACUUUAGCCACAUAUUCAUAAACCAAAAUCGUGGAUGCAAUUUUUAAUCUACAAGGAAAUGUGGAAAUUUCUACCUUCCACCUCCGAAUAUCUACUGGCACAUGCAACUUCAGGCUAUGACUAUAACCCUGGACAAAAUUGUUGAGAAAAAUGCAAUUUUUGCAAUUUGCUACUUCACGUUGCCGCUGUAUAUUCGAUACCUCAUCAAUUCCCUCGAAUCAAUGUUUGCUAAGUAGUUCUGCCAUUUGUGAUUAAAAAACGUGCAUUAACGUUGAAUCGGAGGCGAGGAAAAAUUUAUUUUUCAUAGAAAAGAGAAAACAACAUUUGUCCGGGAUGGUAGUCAUCCAAAGAGUCACAAAAGCGAGGUUAUAAACAGUCUGGCUUGCUACUUAAUGGUGUCUACAUCCCUUCCUUUCCUUCUUCAAUGCAGCUGUGGAGUUUUCAAGAUUAUUAACAUUCUCAAAACCAUAUUGAAAUGAAAUAACUGCAGAAAAGUCAAUAUUUUGAUAAAUUAAGCUAUCACACAUAUGGACAUUUACCAAGUCAAAUGUUAAUUUUGCGAAGCGACUUAUAGCCCCUUCAAAAGAUAUUUCUUUUUCAAACGCAAUAGAAAUAACAAAGUCAUACGUUUGACCAUGCUAAACAAGAAAUGCGUUAAAAUGGCAAACAUAUGUCAAAUACUUUGUUGAAGACCGUCCUCAAAAAAUUACUUGACAAAAAUCUUUCAAUAUAUCUGUUAUUAUUAUUUUAAUCCUGAGCAUCUUUUUAUGAGAAUCAGGUAGCAUAUAGAAAAAGCCAUUUCUCUGAUUUAUUCCUUUUAGAAAAAAAAUUAUAAUCAAUGAAUUUUAUAUUGCUGUCAUGUAGUGAUAUUUUAUUCAAUACAUUGGAAAUUUUCAAAUGCUUUAUCUUAUGUAGAAUGUUAUGUUAGAGAAAAUGAGGUGCUCUUUGGUUCGUUUUUAAUUGCUUUAGUCGAUAAUAAAAGACUGUUUUCUAAAAUUUCAUUUGCUUUAUUCUUCGUUGAUCUGAAUAAUUUCAUUUGCAAGGCUUCUUCAGGUGCUACAAUGGGUGAUAGGAAGUCAACCACGUCCCUGUAUGCUGAUGAUCUUGCUUUACUUUUGUAAUACACCGAUAGGCUUUUAAUUUAAGAUGUGUCCCCGAAAUUACUUACGAUUGCUGUUUUCAGCUUGUUAUGCAGGUUUAUCAAACCGAUCAAGCAUUUCUUUCUACCUUAGUGUUUUAUUCCAAAAUUCUUUAUUCCAUGUUUUUAAGUCAGUCUUUAAAGAACGUCACACAAGACGGCGAACUUAAAAACAUGGAAUGUUGGAAGGCUUGCCUAAAUUUAAAAAAAUUUAAAGUCGAUGUUAAUGAAGAUGCUUGUGAGAGCUUUACGUAACGAAAGCCUGAAUAUGGCAGUUAUGCAACGGAGAAAGGAAGUUUGUUUUGAAAUGCUGUUAUAUUUUUUCAGCUUUUUCGGUAGCUGUUUGGACUGAAAAAUCAGUGAAUUGUUUCGCAACAGUUUAGAUAAGGUUGUAUGUUAAUGAAAGACUGCGUAAAAUCGACGUUUGGUGUCCUUUAAUCAAAAUAGAUAUUUCUUGUACGUAAGUGAGUGUUUCUGUGGCUAUCUGGGUCACCCCCACCAUAUUACUUUGCCAUUGUUUAUGCAAACGGAACAAUAGUUUUCCAUUAUUGUCAUUGUAACUUAUGAAAUAGCCUCGGCACAGCAGUGAGAUUCUUUUGUUCAUUCCUCCUUUCUUGUUUAUUUUUUGUGCUUUCGUUUUAUGAUCACAAGCAUGAAUUCAGAGUGUUUUCCUUUUUGUAGGAGAACUGUCGACGUGAAACAAUAAGUUGUUAAAAAAUUUAUUAAUUUUUAAGAAGAUUCUUCGACUAUUGGUGGAGAAUUGUUUGAAAAUAAACAUUAUCCACGUCUAUUUGUUUUUGUUGUAGUCAAAAUUUGUAUGAAUAAUGCCACUUGUGUCUGCAAAUAAUAUUAUCGAAACAAACCGGCUCGCGCAUGAAACCUGUCGGCUUGCGAGAAAUUUUUGGAAUCUCCGUAGUUAGGCAGAUGUCGCGAAAGAAUUUGCACGAUUUACUUGAAAAUUAUGAAUGCAUCAAGGAAGGAUUUCUGCUAAAGCAACAUGGAUCUUUUCAGCGAUGGAAACCGAGAUACUUCAGACUCUACCCAAAGCAGCUGUUUUAUGCCAAAAGCCCCAGUUCGGCGAUUUUCCAUGAAAUUGACGUUUCUGAGAUCAGUUUGGCUGAAACAAGUGUUAAUAAUGUCAACAACAGUUUCAAGGUAAUUGCAAGCCAUUGUUCCCUCGUCUUGUGUGCCGAAAAACGAAAAGAAAUGGAAGAGUGGAUCAAUGCAUUCAAGGUUGCUGCAAGUAGCAUCGCAAGAACACAUUCAGAGUUAACGGAUAGACUCUCCGGCGAACACCACUGGUAUUCUUCAACCCACAGCCGUCCAACGUUUUGCAAUGUUUGCGGAGAGUUACUGGCUGGGAUCUCUGGGAAAGGACUUUCCUGUGAAGUUUGUAGAUUCAAGGCUCACAAGCAAUGCGCUUCGAAAGCACCAAAGAACUGUAAAUGGACCACUCUCGAUUCAAUACCGCCUGAUCUGAGGCUGGCUGGAAGUAAUGAGGACCCGUUUUCGAUGCCCCAUCAGUGGUUUGAAGGCAACUUGCCACCGAAUUCUCGCUGUUGUGUCUGUGACAAUCAAUGUGGGAGUAAGCGAAGGAUACAGGACUGGACGUGUCUUUGGUGCGAUUUAGUUAUCCACAAUGGCUGUAAAUCAAAAUUUCCGAAGAAAUGCAGCUUAGGUCUGAACAAUUUAUCGACGGUCCCCCCUACUGCCCUACAACGGGCAGAGCACCUGGGGCCUGGUGUUUGGGAGGCCCUGACUCCGGCACGAGGAAGUCCUCUUCUUGUUUUUGUCAAUUCAAAAAGUGGAGAUAAUCAGGGUAUACGAUUCAUGAGAACGUUUAAGCAACUUUUGAACCCAGCUCAAGUCUUUGAUUUAAGUGUUGCUGGUCCAACUCUUGGUCUGAAUAUGUCCAAAAAUUUUGAGCAUUUUCGUAUACUGGUUUGUGGUGGUGAUGGAUCUGUUGGAUGGGUGCUGACAGAAGUUGAUAAACAGGAGCUUACAAAUAAGUGUCAGAUUGCUGUUUUACCGCUGGGCACUGGCAACGACUUGGCACGUGUACUUGGAUGGGGAAGCACCUGUUAUGACGUAGGGGUCGUCCCCCUAGUCCUGAAACAGUUGGAACGCGCAAGACCAGAAAUGCUAGACAGAUGGAGCAUUUGUGUCAAGCGUUUUCCCUCGGAUCGACAUGAGGCUGAUGGAUCAAUAACCGGAUACGAAGAUUCCAUUGGAAUGCACCUGACGAGGAUGCUAAGCUCAAACCAGUAUGAUGUGGUCUUGCAGUCGGCCAGAUUUGUAUUUGAAACUGUGAAAGACUUUGUGGCACAGGUUGGCAAUGCAUCGGCAUCUUCCAAUCCAGACGAGGCAUCCGACCCAGAAUCCAUGUCACAGAAAUGCAUGAAAUUGCAAAAUAAAAUGAGCCUCCUGCUGAAGACUCUUCAGGUCGAGUCAGAGGCUGGCAAGAAAACACAGUCCUUUUCGCAUCGUCGUAGUAGCCUGGAACAUCUUCAAGAAGAGGCUGUUCAGUAUGAUCGGAAGCUUUCUGAAUCUUUUAAAUCCCAUUCGGACUCAGAGAUUGGUGUGGAGGAAGCUUCGAUUGAAAUCACACCAAAGAGAAAAAGAAAACCGAAAAUUGAUAUUCCUAAAGAACAUUUAUGGUCGAGAGCGAAUAGUUUAAAGAAAGCCGUAAGGGAAAUAAUCACCCACACAGAGAAAGCUGUGGAUGAACAAAAUGCACAGACGACCAAACAGGUGGAAGAGGCUGUUGCUUGUCUUUCGCUGGACAAGUCCUCAGAAUCGAUGUCAUCGUACUCAAGGACGUCUAGCUCAAUGACCGACAUUGAUGAUAAAGACAGUGGCAACGAAAAGGAUAUUUCAAUAUCUCAAGGCAGAAUCGAACGGGAUCUGAAUUUACAUGGCGAAUUAAUUACAAUUGAUGAGUCCCUUGUCAAUGUAGAGCGACGGAAGAGCGCCAGUCAAGGAAGCAUAGGACUUCACACCGACCAAGCGAAGAACACCGCCAUGAUAUCGUCACCACCUGAAAGAAUGCGUAAGAAAAGUUGUCCGACGCGAUACAUGAACCCAACAUAUCGAUUUUUAAAACCGGACACUGUAAUGAAGAAACAUCAGGACAGUAACACUGUAGUUUUCCCCGGAACGGUCAUCGCGAAAUCCUUUGUCAAGGAGCAGCUUACACACAGAUUUAUAAGCAGAGUGCUUUUGGCUAAUGCCAAUGCGCUCGCAGCAGCUGCGAUGCCGGAAGUUGAGAAGGAGGAAGACUUGUCAACAUUUGAAGAAAAAUGUGUGAUGAAUAAUUACUUUGGCAUUGGUAUAGACGCAAAGAUCUGCCUUGAUUUUCACAACAAGAGGGAGGAACACCCGGAAAAAUGCAGGAGUCGAAAAAAGAAUAUGAUAUGGUAUGGCGUUCUUGGAGGCAAAGAGAUGGUUAACAGCACUUAUAAGAACUUGGAUAAAAAUGUUCAUAUCGAGUGUGAUGGACAUGCAAUCAACCUUCCCAGUCUCCAGGGCAUCGUUAUCUUGAAUAUUCCAAGCUACAUGGGAGGUGCAAAUUUCUGGGGAACUAAGAAGGAUGUCAAUGGUUUCUAUCCGCCAUCUUUUGACGAUCGGAUGCUAGAGGUUGUUGCUGUUCUACGAGCCAGCCAAAUGGGAAUGUCCAAGGUGUUUGGAGGAAUGCAACAUUGCAGAAUUGCGCAGUGCCACACAGUAAAGAUUACAAUCACAGACGAGGCUGUGCCUGUGCAAGUUGAUGGCGAGGCUUGGUUUCAGGAGCCAGGCAUAAUUCACAUUGUUCACAAAAACAGGGUGGCCAUGUUGAUUAGGGAUAGGGAAUUUGAAGAAACGUUGCGAUCUUGGAAUGAACUAAAACAGGGCAAAGAUGAUCGAAUAAACGAGCCCCUUUCUUCGGAGGAAGAAGAAUUGCUCAAGCCAUUAUCAAAUUCAUUAUUAUCACUUGUUCGCGGUAUUAAAGCUGUGUCUAUGAUAUGUUCCGAGGUGCACCAAGAGCUAUAUCAAUCAGCUGUGUCCAUGAGCAAUAUAAUUGAACAGAUUGACGUUGCACGGUCCGAGUCUUUAAACCGUGGACAUGUUUGUGACUUUGUCAAUCAAGCAAAGGCGUUUAUAAGUGAAGUCAAUGAACAGUUGUGGACCCUUAAGCCGGAACUCUCAAGCGAGAUGGAAGGAAAAAUUGUCUCUGCAUUAUCUCAUGCAGACACAGAGCUGUCAAAAUUUGUUGACCAACAAUCCUUACUGUCUGUUCGAGUAGAAGAAGAGCAAAAGAUGCAAAGAGCCACACAAUCAACUAUGAAAGAGAAAUUCAACUUAUUUUCGAAGCAAACCAAGGAUAGAUCAGAUAUAUUGAACCAGAAAAGAGUAACAGAAUGGGGCAUAUCAGAGGUAGGUAUAUGGCUUGAUUCGGUUGGUUGUGGUGAAUACAGAGAAAUAUUUAAUCAACACGACAUACGGGGACCAGAACUGAUUGCGCUGGAAAAAGUAGAUCUGCAUGAGCUUGGGAUAACUAAGAUUGGGCACGUGAAGCGAAUCCUGGAGAAAAUAAAGCAGCUAGAAAAGUCAAUGAAAUCAAGCAAGUCUUCGAAAUGGUCAAGGAAAGCAAAGUGAAGAGUAGGCAAUUGUUUCAAUGGGGUUGGUUAUUCCUUUGACUUUGUUGAUGUUGCAACCUUGCAUGUGCAAAUCAGCACCAAGAAAUGAAACGAACGUGUAGAUUACAGUUAAGUGUUGCAUGGCCAAACUUAAAAAAAUACACAAAUGAAGCUUUGCGACCUCGAAAGAAAUCUGGUGUUCUUACUGCCACUUGAGUUUCACAACCAAGGAACACUUUUAUGCCCAUGAAAUAAUGGGUAAUUGUUUGGUGUUAGCACCUUCUUUUCUGGUUUUCCCUGAAAUACAUUCAGAUGGAUUGGUUUAUAAUACUUAGUCUUCUUUUAAAUUAAAUUCAAAUUAUAUGAGGUCCAAAGGUA
Molecule: messenger RNA, 10643 nt
Organism: Rhopilema esculentum
Lineage: Eukaryota; Metazoa; Cnidaria; Scyphozoa; Rhizostomeae; Rhizostomatidae
Source: RefSeq, a predicted model, not a curated record